AUGAAGUUUUUCAUUUUCUUUACGAUUCUGAUUACGAUUUCCAAAGCUAUAUCAGAUUCCUUGCUAACCGGUACUUAUGAUCCCAACUCUACUGUUCUGAUAAAUGAAAGACGUGACAUCAAGGAAAUAGACGUUCUUCGACAGAUCAUCAACCAAGAAACUCUCAUCCGCUUAGGUGUAGUCAAAGAUGUUAAGUCUUUAAUGGAGGAUGUGAAGCGAAGAAUGGAACCUAUUGAAACAAUGGUCUCUUCCUUGGAGCAGACGGUAGAAACAUUGAAAUAUCAGGUUAAUACUAUAACUCAGGAAAAUAAUAGGAAUGCCUUCAUCCCUCAGGGGAGACUACAAGAAUGGGAUCAGAUGAUUAAAACAAUGAAUGAAAACAUAACCGAUAUUUAUGAAUAUCUAACCACCGGGAAAGGCGAUCCAAAAACGGAGGAGCGGAGUAGUGGACUUUAA
Saccostrea echinata is the source of this 456-nucleotide messenger RNA. RefSeq lists its product as uncharacterized. The transcript has 2 exons. The record is from RefSeq and is a predicted model, not a curated record. NCBI's taxonomy places the organism in Eukaryota, Metazoa, Mollusca, Bivalvia, Ostreida, Ostreidae. Bases 1 to 456 code for a protein of 151 amino acids.